CGAACAAGUAUAUUUUCUUUUUCUUUUAAGUGAAAAUGGACAUGAACAUCUUUUUCAUCCAUUUUAGUUAGGCUAAAUGAACACACGUAUAUUAUAAUUUAGAAAGAUUUCGCUGUCAGACUGUUUGGAAAUUCACACAUGAACAUAAAAACAUGAUAUCACAGCUUAUUCUGAUGUUUUAGAAGAGAACAGAACUCAACUUUUUUUUUCUUUUUUUUUUUUUUUUAUUAAUAUUAAACAUUUGCUUACAAAGUACAAAAGUGAGAAAUAAGCCAAGAGAAAAGAGCCAGGGGUUCAGGCAUUACAUCACAUUGAAAAUGAGAAAAUAAAAUAAAUAAAUAACAAAAAUAAAUAAAUAAAUAAAUUAAUAAAUAAAUGAGGAAAUAUCAAUUAAACAGAUCACAUAAACAUAAUCCUCCCCACAAAACAAAAUAAAGAUUAUACAAAGACACCAAAAAGUGAGCAUACAUUCAGAGUUUUAGUAGCCUUUUUGUUACAGGAGGUAGAUAAGGAUUUAAUAUAGAUCUUAACAUCUUCUUGAAAGUGACAAAACUGUUUAGACCAAUGAGGAUUAAGCUGUGUCGUCAUCAAGUGGUUUCUCAAAGUAGAAGUUGAUUCACUCCUCCACUUCACAACAGACCUGCAGCACCAGCUGUCCCUUCAGCUCUUCUGUCGCUGUUUACCAGAUCUUCAACCUUUAUCAUCACAUUUAUGGCUUUUUGUGUUUAAAUGUAGCUUUUAGGAACUUGGGAAAUUAGGAACUUGUAAUUGGAAACCGUUCACCGAAAUGCCAAAAAAUAUAAAUGACAUGGACAUGUUUAUAUUCGUCUGUUUGUGCUUAUGGAGUCUGAAUGGUGUGUUUGUUGCUGAUGCAGUGAAGUCAGAGUCAGUGACUGAGGGAGAAUCAGUCUCUCUGAACUCUAGUGUCACUCAAAUACAGACACAUGAAGACAUCGAGUGGAAGUUUGGUGACUUUCUCAUAGCUAGUGUAAAGAACAACAAGAGCAAGUCUUAUGAUGGAAGUGCUGCUGGGAGAUUCAGAGGCAGACUGAAACUGGAUCAGACUGGAUCUCUGACCAUCAUCAACAGCAGAACCACAGACUCUGGACUUUAUACAGUCUCCAGCAGCAGCAGAGACACGAUCAACACGAUCAAUCUCACUGUCUAUGCUCGUCUGCCUGUUCCUGUCAUCAGCAGUAACUCUUCACAAAAUUCUUCAUCAUCAUCAUCAUCAUCAUCAUCAUGUUCAUUGGUGUGUUCAGCUGUGAAUGUGAGUCAUGUGACUCUCUCCUGGUUCAAAGGAAACAGUGUAUUCUCCAGCAUCAGAGUGUCUGAUCUCAGCAGCCGGUCUGAUCUUCUUCUCCAUCUGGAGUGUGUGGAUGAUUCCUACAGCUGUGUGCUGAACAAUCCCAUCAGAAACCAGACUCAACACCUCAACAACACUCAACUCUGUCACACAUGUGCUGCAGAGGACAGUAUCCACUGUUGUGGCUUUACUGAAGCUGUGAUCCGAUUGGCUCUCUCUGCUCUGGUGGGCGUGGCUACUGUGGCUGUUCUGGUUUAUGACAUCAGAUCCAGAAGUCUUCAACAGAAGAAGAGCGUCCAGAAAUAUCCAACAAACUCUGAUUAAUCAGAUACUCAGGAAGGUAGAGAUGUUCUUGAACCACUGUAGAUGUAAUAUUACAAGACAUAUCAUUUUAAAAAUUAUAUAUAUAUAUAUAUAUAUAUAUAUAUUAGACUACAUGCCAUAAUAAAGAGAAAACAAAAACUUGUUUAAAACUAAAACAAUUUAUUGUCAUUAAUUAGGCAAUAAAUAGUCUGGUAACACUUUACAAUAAGGUUCAUUAGUUAAACAUUAGUUAAUGUAUUAUCUAACAUUUGUUACUGUAUUUACUAAUCUUCAUUAUCGUUAGUUAAUGAAAAUACAGCUGUUCAUUGUUUGUUCAUGUUAGUUCACAGUGCAUUAACAUGUUAACAAGAUUUUAAUAAUGUAUUAGUAAAUGUUGAAAUUAGCAUUAACAAAGAUUAAUAAAUGCUGUAUAAGUGCAGAUCAUUAUUAGUUCAUGUUAACUAAUGUAGUUAACUAAUGUUAACUAAUGAACCAUAUUGUAAAGUUACCAAUAGUCUUUAUUCACACAUAAUAACCAACAAAUGUAAUAUUUUGUAUGUCGUCCUCUGGCCUUGAUAACAGCUUGUGUUCUUGCUGGUUUGUUUUUUUACACAGUCUCUGUUGUUAUGGACUGUAAUUGGACAUCUGAAUGAUAAAAAAGUAAUACAAAUAUAAAGUGAUUUCCCACUCAACGAUCUUGAAAACUGUUAUCUAAAUAAAAGCAUUAAUAAGAUUAUUACUUGUGUUUGCUGACAGAUUGUUGGGGUUAUGAUAUGUUUUUAAAUUCCUUGAUGUUUAUUAGUUUAUUGGAGUAUGAGUGAAUAUAGUGAUAAGUCUGUCUCCAUUUCACUGUUAUAUUUAUGACAACAGAAAAUACCAUGAUAUUGAUCAAACUUUUGUUGUAAGCCAUGAUUAAUGGUCAGCUUGUUUAAUUUAAUUUGUAUUUUUUAUAUAGGUAAAUGUAAUGUUUUUUUCUUUCUUUCUUGUUUUUUAUGCUGUGUCUCAGUCUUUAAUCUCUCAUGUGGUGAUGUUUUUAGUGUGAACAGACAGACUUUAAUAAGUGGAAAUCAUUUCCUUUGAAUAGACAAGUGAUUACUUAUGUUCGUUAGAUUAUUUAGUUUUUAGUCAGGAGAGAUUUUUUAAUUGUUAUUUUGGGUUAAGCGCACAUUUUAAAGAUUUGUUCUUGUGAAAUAAAACAAUAAAUCAUUUAAAAGUU
Molecule: messenger RNA, 2825 nt
Organism: Ctenopharyngodon idella (grass carp)
Lineage: Eukaryota; Metazoa; Chordata; Actinopteri; Cypriniformes; Xenocyprididae
Product: SLAM family member 5-like
Exons: 4
Coding region: 788-1630 (280 amino acids)
Source: RefSeq, a predicted model, not a curated record